AUGGCGCCGUCUUUCCUCACUGUUCAUUUCGAUGACCAGAAUCCAAACUCGGAAAAGGGAAAAGAGGCUGGUGCGAGGAGAUCUCUCGCUGGCCUUGAUUACUCGCCUUUGCCUCGCAUCACGCCCAGAUCCUUCCUCCUAGCUACGUUUGUCUCUAUGGGUGGUCUUCUCUUCGGCUAUGAUACAGGUCAAAUUUCAGGCUUCCUCGAGAUGCCAGACUUUCUCGACCGUUUCGCCCAAACAAACAGCAAGGGGGAAAAGGAAUUCAGCACAGUCCGCUCAGGUCUCAUCGUCGCGCUUCUCUCAAUCGGUACGCUCAUGGGUGCACUGAUCGCAGCGCCUGUUGCAGACCGCAUUGGAAGAAAGUACAGUAUCUCCGGCUGGACGUGGGUGAUUGCUAUUGGCUUCAUCAUCCAAAUUUCUUCAGACAGGGAUUGGGUGCAGAUCAUGAUGGGCCGAUGGGUCGCUGGUCUUGGAGUCGGCGCCUUGUCGCUGCUUGUUCCUAUGUUCCAGGGCGAGACUGCACCGCCGUGGAUUCGUGGUGCGAUGGUUUGCUGUUAUCAGCUCUUUAUUACGAUGGGUAUCUUCUUGGCUGCGUGCUUCAACUACGGCACUGUAACGCACCAUCCCAACAGCUCAGCCUGCUGGCGCAUCGUCAUCGGCGUCGGCUGGGUCUUUACUCUUGUUCUCGGCAUUGGAAUUUUGUUUCUGCCUGACACGCCCCGUUUUGACUACCGCAAUGGCAAAGUCGAUCGUGCGCGUGAAACUCUCUGCAAAGUAUACGGCGCGACGCCAAACCAUUGGGCGAUCCAUACUCAAAUGGAAGAAAUCGAGUCCAAGCUCCGCGCCGAGAGUCACAUCAAACAGAACCCCGUCCAAGAAUUCGUGAAUAUGUGGAAAGCGCCCCGCAUGGCUUAUCGUAUUUUCAUCGGAAUGUCGCUCCAGAUGUUUCAGCAGCUUACCGGUGCGAAUUACUUCUUUUACUACGGCACUACCAUCUUUCAGUCUGUGUCUAUCAACAGCUACAAGACGCAGAUCAUUCUGAACACGAUUAACUUUCUGGUUACGUUUAUUGGAUUGUAUAUCGUUGAGCACUACGGUCGGCGCAAGUCGCUCAUUGCGGGAAGUACUUGGAUGUUCAUCUGCUUCCUUGUCUUUGCAUCUGUCGGACAUUUCUCGCUCGAUCGCAAUGAUCCCACGAAGACUCAGGGCGCGGGUAUCGCUAUGAUCGUCUUUGCUUGUCUUUUCAUUCUGGGUUUUGCUACCACUUGGGGUCCGAUGAUUUGGACUAUCAUGGCUGAGAUCUUCCCCUCCCGAUAUCGUGCAAAGGGCAUGGCGCUUUCAACAGCUAGCAAUUGGCUCUGGAAUUUCCUCCUCGCCUUUUUCACGCCUUUCAUCACGAAGGACAUUGACUUCCUAUACGGAUACGUCUUUGCGGGGUGUAAUGUCCUUGGUGGAUUACUUGUCUACUUCUUCGUCAUUGAAGGCCAGGGACGUACUCUCGAGGAGAUUGAUACCAUGUAUCUUGAAAGGGUGAGCCCUAUGAAGAGUUCCAAGUGGGUUCCCCCUCCUCCCGAGGAGAUGUCGAGGAUCAGGAAGCAGGCUGGUACGGAUCUCGAGACUGCUGCUCCUGCGGCGUCGAGUGACGAUGAGACGCUUGCGAGGCCCUCGGGUGUUACUGAUGGUGGAAUGGGACAUCAUAAGGAGGAGCAUGCUGGCACUACGCACCGAGAGUAAGGGGAUGGUGAUGAUUGAGAUGUGAUGGGGAUUUAUUUAUGAGUGAUGUUGGAGAUGAGAUUGCAUGAUACCUACGACCUAUUCUUAUCGUUCAUAGUCAAUUUUACCGUACUUAUACCAAACGAGCUACUUGCAAAAUGUUCAUCACAGACUGAUGUUCAUGAAUGACACUGGAACUGCGAUAAGGAUACGAUAGAGGGACAGGAGGUUCAGCAUCAGCCUCAAGGUAAUGGACGCAAGGCAAUUUGCUCACUGCCUUACCGGAUGCCCAAGAUGCAGCUUUUGACUGAAAGAUCACGAUAGUUAUCAUCCGUGAUUGUAAUCAAAAAGGCUUCUCAAUGUUAACGAGCUGCGCUGUUGGCGUGGCUUGGCUUGCGCUCCAGGCAGUCGCAGUCUUGUUGACACCUGAACGAUUCACUUUCCUCCAUAGUCAACGCACUCACCCACUGCGACUUCCAUCACCCGCCAGUCACGCUGAGAUGGAAAAACAACAAUCACUCCCCCAUCUCCAUUCUGAUCCACGCAUCGAAUAACGCCAUCAUCAUCA
Molecule: messenger RNA, 2284 nt
Organism: Fusarium odoratissimum NRRL 54006
Lineage: Eukaryota; Fungi; Ascomycota; Sordariomycetes; Hypocreales; Nectriaceae
Product: MFS transporter, SP family, sugar:H+ symporter
Exons: 3
Coding region: 1-1737 (578 amino acids)
Biological process (GO): transmembrane transport; carbohydrate transport
Cellular component (GO): plasma membrane
Molecular function (GO): carbohydrate:proton symporter activity
Source: RefSeq, a predicted model, not a curated record